CAGACCUCCGAUAUCAGAGGAACAAUGAGCUCUGUUUAUUAGACAUCCUCGUGACACCUCAUUCAUGGCUUUUGAUACGCUUGAAAUGGCCUGUGCCACUGGACUUGGCACCGCGGUCAAGUUUCAAAAGAGAAAAUCAAGCUCUGCCUUUGGAUGAUGUGGCCGGUCAUCAUGACCGAUCACCCAUCCCAUGUUGAUUUCAUUCACUGGCGUUCAUCGUUGACGUGCACUUGGAAUGCCUUUAACAUUAACACUAAUGUCGUCGUUGUUCCAUUGAACCGCUGUUUCGGAUUGGCGUUAAUUCAAUCCUUGCUGUCCAAACUUGCGCAUGCGGCAUGCCAUUUCUUGACCGUUACUUCCCGCGGAAACUUUCCCAUCCUUUCCCAUGAUCCAAUGCAUGUGGUAGCAUUUUAUUGACAGACAUUCUGCAGCGGAGCACGGAGCCUCAGCUAUAAAUCUGUUCUAGCACUUAGAACGAGAUCUCAGGAGUUCAGGUCAGGUAUUUUCAAAAUUGUCGAGAUGAGCGAACAUAGGCAUGCCGCCUCCCGUGGAAUUGCUUGGAGGGAGAGGGAAAUAUUGGAUCUCCUCUCCUUCUGGGGGGAGGAAAAAAUACAGGAAGCACUGAAGAGUUCCUAUAGAAAUAUCGAUUAUUUCGAGCGCAUUGCAGCCCAGAUGGCCCUUCGGGGACAUAAAAGGACAGCUAUGGAGUGCAGGUCAAAAACAAAAACGAUGAGACUGGAUUACAAGAAGGUAGUGGCGCACAAUUCAACCUCUGGAAAUGCUCCCAUUACCUGCCCGUAUUUCAGGGAGCUUGACAGCAUUCUCCGGGGGGAUGCAAGCGUGAAACCAAAACGAGUGUCAAGAAGUCUUGGCGUUGUGUCCCUGGGGCGGCAAUUGAGAGACCCGUGUCCAGUGUCUGAUGGCUCGGAGGAGCUUUUUUCGCACGACCUCUUCACCAUAGAUCAUGGACAGAUUAGAAGCUCCACUCCAUGCCAAGUGGGUGUGAGAGAGAAUGUACCUGAGGUUGAGGCAGAGAUUGACACUGAUGCCACUGUGGAUGGCCUUGAAGACAAAGAGUCUGAUGAUCCGUGUCCUGACGGUCAAGAGGAAACAAUUAGCAACAACAGCUCCAGCACAUCUGGUCUUGGCAGCAGCAAAGAAUCACCUUUGAAAUCAGUGGCGGAGCUAUCACCUGGCACACGCCUAUCAGCCAUUAGAUCCAGAAGAAGAAGAAAUGCUGGCCUGUUUUCUGUGGCGGACAAGAUGAUGAGUCAGUCAGGGGAAGAGCACAAGGCACAGAUCAAUGAAUGGCGCAUAGACCGCAAGGAUAGCAACAAAUGGCAUGAAGAAGAAAGGAGGUUGCAAGUCGAGUUCCUAGAGGAGACCAGGAAGGAAAGAAAUGAUUUUAGGGAUGUGUGGAUGCAGAAUCUGCAUGUAAUGGAAUCUGCAGUAACCACUCUCCAAACACUUGGGGAAAUGUUGGUGAGUCAGCACCGGGGAAGGUCAGCAAAUGCUUGUGAAAAGGGUGACAGCAACUCAGAAAACAUCCCACCUAGGUCUGCCACGGCAAAACGUGCAUGCGUUGGAAGGGCUCGUGAAAGGCUGACUCUUUAGCAUUACUGGACUAAGAUGUUUCCGUUUGAAUUAACGGUCCCGUUUCCCUAUUUUCACUGUUACACUGUUGUUUGUAUUACAUUGGAGUGUUUUUCAAUUUCACUACUUGUUUUACUCCUGACGGCCAAGACAUCAAUAAACAAGGGGAC
Molecule: messenger RNA, 1763 nt
Organism: Eublepharis macularius
Lineage: Eukaryota; Metazoa; Chordata; Lepidosauria; Squamata; Eublepharidae
Product: myb/SANT-like DNA-binding domain-containing protein 7
Exons: 4
Coding region: 520-1614 (364 amino acids)
Source: RefSeq, a predicted model, not a curated record